Sesamum indicum (sesame) is the source of this 1734-nucleotide messenger RNA. NCBI's taxonomy places the organism in Eukaryota, Viridiplantae, Streptophyta, Magnoliopsida, Lamiales, Pedaliaceae. The record is from RefSeq and is a predicted model, not a curated record.
AUGGUUGAUUCUGUUACAACAAUUGCACUUGAAACACUUCGGGACUUAUUGAUUGAGGAAGCAAAAUUUCUAUCGAGUGUGGGCGGUGAGGUUGAGGAAGUCCGUAGGCAGCUCAACAUCAUGGACUGUUUCUUGAAGGAUGCUAAUAGGAGGCAAGAUCGGUACAAUUCACAGACAGUCCAGAAUUGGAUCGCUGAACUUCGCGAUUUGUCCAUUCAAGCUGAGAAUGUGCUAGAAAGAUAUGUCAUUGAAGUGGUGUCCAAAAGAAAAGGAAAAGGCCUUAAAAUGGUUCUCAAAAUAUUCACUUGUAUAUUGAGUGAGUGGUCAAGAAAUCACCAAAUCGUAGAAGACAUUAAAGAUAUCAAGUCUCGUAUGUCCGACCUCACCAAACAGUCGGAGUCUAUGAGUGUAGGAGACAACUCAUCAAGAUUGGUAGAUGAUACCGAUAGGUCAAGAAGAACGUAUGGGCAUGAGGCUGAAAAAUAUUUUGUAGAGAAGGAGGAUAUUAAACAGUUAGAAUCAGUUCUGACAACUGAUGACAAAUGAAAUGGAGUGAUUUCCAUAUGUGGCAUGGGAGGAUUGGGAAAGACCACUCUUGCUACUAAAAUUUACAAUGGGGAGGCCGUGGAGCGGUGCUUCAAAUAUCGUGCUUGGGUUUGUGUAAGUCAGCAAUUUCAACCCAGAACUACUUUCCAACGACUAUUAAAGCAACUUCUUCUGAAUGAAAGUGAAGAGCAAGAUGAAGAUACAUUGGUCAGAAAGUUGUACCAUGUACAAAGAGACAGAAAAUGUCUCCUAGUUUUGGAUGACAUUUGGGAAGUUGAUCACUGGAAUUGCUUAAGAUGUCUCCUAGUUUUGGAUGACAUUUGGGAAGUUGAUCACUGGAAUUGCUUAAGGCGUGCCUUUCCCAUUGUAGAGGCAGAUAGCAAAGUUUUCCUCACAAUCAGAAAUCAAAACAUUGCUUCCAGAGGAUACGUCCACAAUCUCAAGUGUUUGGAUGAAGAUGAAGGAUGGGAGCUCCUUCAAAAGAUAGCAUUCCCGAACAACUAUUCACAAGUGUAUUUGGCUUGUUUUAAAGAAGAUGAAGAAAUAGAUAUAGAAAAACUAUAUUUACUAUGGAUGGCUGAAGGUAUGAUUUGUUCCGAAGAUAAGGGAAGAGGAGAAAGUUUGAGAGAUGUGGCAGAACGGUAUUUAUUCGAGCUAGCAAAUACGUGUAUGGUUGAAGUGGAAACAGACAAGUUGCCGCUAUAUAAUAGAUUUAAGUCAUGCCGGCUUCAUGAUAUGAUACGAGAUUUGUGUUUGUCAAAGAAAAAAAAAGAAGGAUUUCUGGAGCUUGUGGAUACAAGGAUUGAGGAAGACCCAAUGAAAAUACUAGAGAAGCUUCCCAUGUUAAGAGUUCUUGGCUUAAGGCGCAAUCCAUAUGUGGGCAGAGAGAUGGUUUGUGAGGCAACUGGAUUUCCUAAACUCAGAGAGCUUUCCUUGAAUGAUUUGCGGAAUUUAGUAGAGUGGAGAAUGGAGAAAGGAGUAAUGCCCAAUCUCUCUCAUCUAGUUAUUGCAAAAUUUAGUAAAUUGAAGAUGAUUCCUGAUGGAUUGGAAUUCAUUAAUACUCUAAAAACACUGAUUAUAAUUAUGCCAGAAGAGUUCGUGAAGAGGGUAGGAGAGGUGGAUGGUGAAGGAGAAGAUUAUCACAAAAUCAAACACAUACCCUUUAUUGACAUUUAUUCUUACGACUAA